AUGGCCGGAACUACAGAGGCCAAAUUAAGAAAGAGGCACGAAAAUGAACCAAACUCUGUCCCGGUGAUAGAGUCUCCCAGGGUAAAGUCUGAUGACUUUGCAUUGGAGCAUAUCACCGGAGGCUGGCAACCUGGUAUGGAUUCAAAGGUUGACUACUCUGGUCAUUUUGAAUUUGGCGGCUCAUUGGGUUGCCUUGGAUUGAUGAUUGGAUUCCCAUUGUUAAUGUACUAUAUGUGGAUUGGUGCCACUUACUAUGAUGGGAAGCUGCCUUGGCCUGAACCUGAUCAGUCCUUGGUAGAUUUUGGGAAGCAUCUGGGCCAUCUCGUCUACACUGGCGCUUUCCCUCACCAGCGCGCGUGGCGUAUCUAUUGGACAUACUUCAUUUUCGAAGCUGCCUGCUAUGUCUUGAUGCCUGGAUUCACCUGCUACGGGAAACCUCUGGCUCAUUUAGGAGGAAAGCAGUUGAAGUACCAUUGCUCUGCCUAUGCCAGCUUUUACUUGACUAUCGUCGUCAUGGCUGUUUUGCACGGCACUGGCAUGUUUCCCAUCUAUACGUUCCUAGAUGAGUUUGGUCCCCUCAUGUCUGUUGCAAUCCUUUCUGGCUAUAUCAAUAGUCUCAUCACCUAUACCCAGGCCUUUGUUCGUGGCACUCAGCACCGCAUUACUGGUUACCCGAUCUACGACUUCUUCAUGGGUGCUGAACUGAACCCGCGACUGUUCGGAAUCUUAGACUUGAAGAUGUUCUACGAGGUCCGAAUCCCGUGGUUCAUUCUUUUUGGCCUGAGUUGUGCAGCUGCCACCCGGCAGUACGAAAGAUAUGGCUAUGUCUCCGGUGAAGUGCUGUUCCUAGUCAUGGCCCAUUACACAUACGCCAACGCAUGCUCUAAAGCAGAGCACCUUAUCACCACAACCUGGGAUAUGUAUCAAGAGAAGCUUGGAUUCAUGUUGACAUUCUGGAACCUGGCCGGUGUUCCCUUGUCCUACUGUCACUGCACAUUGUACCUUGCAAACCACGAUCCAUCCACCUAUGCGUGGAGCAAACCCGCACUGGCCGCAUUCUUCAUCUCCUAUCUAUUUGUCUACUGGGUCUGGGACACGGCCAAUGGACAGAAGAACUCUUUCCGGAUGAUGGAGCGGGGAACGUGGGUGAAGCGCAACACUUUCCCACAACUCCCCUGGCAAGAAAUCCACAACGCAAAGACCAUUGUUUCUGAGAAUGGAGAUACCAUUCUUGUCGAUGGAUGGUAUGGAUUGGCGCGAAAGGUCCAUUACAGCUGUGAUAUGUUUUUCGCCAUUUCCUGGGGUCUGAUCACUGGCUUUGAGAGUCCCUUUCCGUGGUUUUAUCCUGUCUUCUUUUGCAUUAUGAUUACGCACCGUGCUAUGCGUGAUAUCAACAAGUGCAGACACAAGUACGGUGCUUCGUGGACGGAAUACGAGAGACAGGUGCCUUAUCUUUUCAUCCCGUAUGUCAUUUGA
This is a messenger RNA of Penicillium verhagenii, 1476 nucleotides long. RefSeq names its product ERG4/ERG24 ergosterol biosynthesis protein. Gene Ontology annotation, biological process: ergosterol biosynthetic process. Gene Ontology annotation, molecular function: Delta24(24-1) sterol reductase activity. The transcript has 2 exons. The coding region runs from base 1 to 1476 and encodes 491 amino acids. The record is from RefSeq and is a predicted model, not a curated record. Gene Ontology annotation, cellular component: endoplasmic reticulum membrane. NCBI's taxonomy places the organism in Eukaryota, Fungi, Ascomycota, Eurotiomycetes, Eurotiales, Aspergillaceae.